AUGUAUCUUUGGAACCAGCUUGUGCUGGCAGUGCUUCCAGCGGUACUGCCCAAUACUCUUGGCCAGAACGUUUUGGACCUGGGCGGCGAUGGAUGGACUGUCAGUAGCAAGGCGCUAAACAUCAGUGUUCCUGGCAAUGUUCCCUCGCAGGUGCAUUUGGAUCUUCUUGAUGCGAAUGUGAUCGCGUUGACUGAUCUAACAAAAACAGAUGAUCCUUACCAUGGUCUCAAUGACUUCAACUUGCGUUGGGUCGCGGAGCACAAUUGGACUUAUACCAGUAAAUCAAUUGAUGGCUUGUCAACUACCUCCAAAUCCUCAUGGCUUGUGUUUAAUGGGCUUGACACUUUCACAACAAUUGAAUUUUGCGGUCAAUUUAUAGGGACUACAAAUAACCAGUUCCGACAGUACACAUUUGACAUUUCCAAUGCGCUGAAACGUUGCAAAGGCUCUCCAAGCGUCUCUCUCGAGUUUGGAAGUGCCACCAAGAUCGCAAAUGCAAUUGCCGCUGAUCCAAGCUCUCAAAAAUGGCCUAGCGGUGUUCAAGGAACCUUUGAAUUCCCUAACCGCUGGUACAUUCGCAAAGAACAGUCCGACUUUGGCUGGGACUGGGGCCCAGCAUUCUCCCCUGCUGGCCCAUGGCAAAAUAUCUACCUGGUGCAAUCUGAGGCCGAAGAAGAUGUAUAUGUUCUCAACACAGGCUUCGACAUUUAUCGAAAGGGCCAGAUCAAUCAUCUUGCUCCUGAUCAAAGUCAGCCUUGGGUUGUGAAUGCAAGUAUCGACUAUCUUGGGUCUCUACCUAGACAUCCAUCCAUGUCUAUCGAGAUUAAGGACCUCGAGUCUGGCAAAACAUUGAAGUCCGCAUCGCUCGACAAUGUUGUUGUAUCUGGACAAACCAUCACCGGUACCACCAUAGUUGAUGCCGAUGCACCGAACCUCUGGUGGCCCACAGGAAUGGGCAAGCAAAGCCUAUACAACAUGACAGUCACUAUCCAGAGCGCAGAUGAUGACCUCGCCAGCGUAACUAGACGCAUUGGCUUCCGCACUAUUUUCCUCAAUCGAUCCAAUAUCACCGAUGAACAGUUAGCUCAGGGUAUCGCACCCGGCGCGAAUUGGCAUUUCGAGGUAAACGGUCAUGAAUUUUACGCCAAGGGCUCAAACCUCAUUCCACCAGAUGUUUUCUGGCCGCGAGUCACUGAGGCGAAGAUGCAGCGAUUAUUUGAUGCAGUUGUUGCUGGAAAUCAAAAUAUGCUUCGAGUCUGGGCUUCGAGCGCAUACCUUCCGGAUUUCAUGUACGAUCUCGCCGACGAACGCGGAGUAUUGCUGUGGAGCGAGUUCCAAUUCAGCGAUGCAUUGUAUCCCACAGACAAACCGUUUCUUGAUAAUGUUGCCGCCGAGGUUGUCUACAAUGUAAGACGAGUCAACCACCAUCCAUCCUUGGCUUUAUGGGCUGGUGGAAACGAGCUUGAAAGUUUGGAAUUACCAGCCGCUAAGAAACAUGAUCCUGAAUCAUAUCCCCGCUUGGUUGGCGAUUAUGAGCACCUUUUUAUCUCUCUGAUUCUUCCGUUGGUGUACGAGAAUUCGCGAUCGAUUUCAUACAUGCCCAGUAGCACCAACAACGGAUUCCUAGAUGUUGAUCUGUCGGCCCCAGUUCCCAUGACCGAGCGUUACGAUAACGGAUAUUACUACGGUGAUACAGACUACUACAACUACGACAGCAGUGUAGCAUUUGACUUCACCGGUUACCCAGUCGGUCGCUUCGCCAACGAAUUCGGCUACCACAGCAUGCCGAGUCUACAAACAUGGCAACAAGCAUUGGACGACGAAGACCUCCACUUCAACAGUAGCACCAUCAUGCUCCGGAAUCACCAUUACCCAGCAGGCAGUCCAGACACCCACAAUUACAAGAAUACAUCUCUGGGCAUGGCCGAGAUGACCCUAGCGGUAGAAAGAUACUACCCGAUUCCCAAUAAACAAGACUCAAUCGCCAACUUCAGCGCCUGGUGUCACGCAACCCAGCUUUUCCAAGCCGACAUAUACAAAUCCGAAAUCCAGUUCUAUCGUCGCGGAAGCGGAAUGCCAGAGCGUCAGCUCGGUGCCUUGUACUGGCAACUCGAAGAUAUAUGGCAGGCUCCGACGUGGGCUGGAAUUGAGUAUGACGGUCGCUGGAAGGUUUUACACUACGUAGCACGCGACAUCUUCAAACCUCUCAUUGUAUCGCCGUUCUGGAAUUAUACCACUGGACAUCUGGCUAUCUAUGUGACAUCGGAUCUCUGGGAGACAGCUCGGGGAUCUGUGAAGCUUACAUGGAUAGACUUGUCUGGCAAGUCGAUACCAGGGAAUGCGGGUACACCUUUGGUUAAGGAGUUCUCUGUUGGAGCACUCAAUACUACCAGUAUCUACGAAGCUAAUUUAGCAAGCCUAUCUGUGCCCGAUGCGAAAGAUGCGGUCCUUGUCAUGGAACUCACUGCUGAAGGCCGUCUACCAAACGCCGAAAAGAAGACUCCGACUACGUUCACACACCGAAACCAGUUUACGCCUGUCUUUCCUAAGAAUUUGGCACUGAAAAACCCGGAACUUAAGCUGUCUCGUGAUGUUCGGGCUGGCACGUUUACCGUCGAGGCUCGUAAUGCGGUUUCGUUGUACACAUGGCUUGACUAUCCCGCUGGUGUGGUGGGAUACUUUGAGGAUAACGCGUUCUCUUUAAUUCCUGGUGAGAAGCGGACUCUUCGAUUUGUUGUACAGAGGGAUGAGACUGGGGGAAAGUGGGUGCAUGGUGUUACGGUGCGUAGUCUGUGGGAUCAAACUACCGAAACUUGA
This is a messenger RNA of Penicillium coprophilum, 2817 nucleotides long. RefSeq lists its product as uncharacterized. NCBI's taxonomy places the organism in Eukaryota, Fungi, Ascomycota, Eurotiomycetes, Eurotiales, Aspergillaceae. Gene Ontology annotation, biological process: glycoprotein catabolic process; carbohydrate metabolic process. The record is from RefSeq and is a predicted model, not a curated record. The coding region runs from base 1 to 2817 and encodes 938 amino acids. The transcript is spliced from 6 exons. Gene Ontology annotation, molecular function: beta-mannosidase activity.